Molecule: messenger RNA, 4651 nt
Organism: Dreissena polymorpha
Lineage: Eukaryota; Metazoa; Mollusca; Bivalvia; Myida; Dreissenidae
Product: cytochrome P450 2U1-like
Exons: 7
Coding region: 1731-2270 (179 amino acids)
Molecular function (GO): oxidoreductase activity, acting on paired donors, with incorporation or reduction of molecular oxygen; iron ion binding; heme binding
Source: RefSeq, a predicted model, not a curated record
AAAUAAUCUAUGUUUUUUAUUUGAUAAGUUAUGCAAGAUUUCGAAAUUUUCAUAAUAUUACUAUAUUUAUUUUUAAAGGGGAAAUAUAAUAAUGUAGCCGGGGUUUGAGUUUAUAACGCAUCCUGGGUUUUACGUUCCAAGCUUUAAAUACUUUAAAGUAUAAAUGAUGUAAAUGAUGGCCUGAAACAUGAAUAAAAAUCAUGUUAUAAUUAACAAAUGAAAAUUAUAAUAACAAUUUAAAUAAUUCAUUGUAAUACAUAAUAAUAUGCAAUACAAUACAAUUACAAUUCAAGAAAAUACAAUAAUAUAAAAUAAUAUGCAAUACAAUGUAAUUCAAGAAAAUACAAUUAUAUAAACAUAAAAUAAUGCACUCACCAGUGACCUGAAGACUUAUUGUAGAAAGUGGCAAUUGGAAAAAGCCUACUACCUCUUACAAGGUUUUACAAACAAGUGACCAAAUGUUGAGUUAUGAUUUAAAAUUAUAUAGAUGACUAUGAAAUCAUCUCACAAUAAAAGCAUGCACUGUUAAGCUCACUCAUUUAUCACAAAGUAUCUCUCACACUGAACUUCUUUCAGUCUUGAUUGGGUUAGUAUUGUUAAAAGGAUUAGUGUCAGAGUGAAUACCCUGUUGCAAUAAUAAAAUAUUUGUCGCAUAAUCAGUAAACAAAGUAACAACACCUAAAACAACCUUUUUCACACCACUUAAGGUAACAAUAAACAGAUAAUCUGUCAGGCAUUCAGAGUUGAUGAGGGUACUGAUUAUCUAGUGGUAUGUAAGGCUAUUACUGAUAGGGGUUGCUUAGAAACUGUGUAGCCCCGUCAAUAUUUUACGUUUUUUAAUAGUGAGGUGUAACCUUUCUCUUGUUCUUUAUUUUACUUUCAUUAUGUCUCAUGACUUGAUCAGGUGGUCAGUUACAAGAAAAGUUUGAAUGUUGAAAGACGUUUUCAAUCUUUGUUUAGUCGUUCUUAAAUGACAUUGGUUUGACAUUAGAUGCAUUGAUUAUAAGAUAUGGUUCUCUGUCUAUUGAUGUUUGUAGUGAACUGCAUUCAUAUUGUUUUGUAUUUCUGGAAUGAUGUAACGCGUUUCUAAUUUAGAUUACAUGUUUUCGCAACUGCAGAAAUAGCGGCUCAAUGGUUCUUACUUCUUAUAUCUUUAUUUUUAAAACCAGUUGAACUGAAUGGAAAGAGGUGUUCGAUUCCCUAAAUCGCAUCGAAUUUGGAGACAAUGAAGUUAAUUUUAUAAUAAAAGCAGAAGACGAACUUACUUGAGAAGAUUAGCAAUGUCCCUGAAGACAUUUUCCCGCCGUUAGAAUACGUGUUCAAAUCAAAUGCAUUCAAACUUGUUGAGGAUGUUACACAGACGAUUUUAGCGUUCAUUAAAAAACGCUAUAGUGCGGAGCUGACUACAUACAAGCCCGGUGUACAACGCCACCUAGCGGACCAUCUGAUUCUCGCUCGCCAGGAGGCGGAGAAGGAAGAGGAUCCGGAAGUGCUGGCGUCCCUAACCGAGACUCAUAUCACACAGACGCUUGCUGAUAUUUUCUUCGUUACAUGCCAUCCUUCGGCGUAUAUUGCUUGGCCCCUGUCCGUCGGAAGAACAGUCGGAUGGUACGAUGGUCAGUCCGUAGAUCAUUUAAAGUCGGCACCAUAUUUUGAGAAAUCUUAGACCUACCAUCAAUAUUGCUGGUAUCGACACCUCCCGUUUGACUCUACGUUUUGCAGAUCUUCACAUGAUCGCAAAUCCGAAAAUACAGCAGAAAGUGCAACAGGAAAUUGACCGGGUCGUGGGGCAAGACCGGCUGCCGUGUCUGAGUGAUAGACCGGAUCUGGCUUAUACAGAGGCUGUUCUGAUCGAGAGCAUGCGUCUAUCAACCGUAGCUCCUACAGGAGUCUUCCACAAUACCCUUUGUGAUACGUCAAUAGACGAAUAUAAGCUGCCCAAGGAUACCCCUGUAGUGAUAAACCACUGGGCGCUGCAUCACGACCCAGAGGCAUGGGACGACGUCGACGCUUUCAUCCCGGAGAGGUUUUUAGACGAAGACGGCAAACUGGGACCGAAACCCAAGAGCUGGCUACCGUUCUCGACGGGGAAGCGUGUCUGUCUCGGUGAGUUCGUGGCAAAACCGGAACUGCACAUUCUAUUUGCGUGCCUCAUGCAGCGCUACACGUGGGGCAUGGAAGAGGGCAAGACCCCAGACAUCGCACCCAUAGCGUCGAUCUUUGUUAUGUAUCCGAAAGAGAAAGAUGUCGUCAUUAAGAGACGAUUUUGAUGUAAAGGAGCCGCCGUGGCUGAAAACUGGAAAACUUGUUAAAUGUUGGUGAUUUCAUAAAUCUGUAUUCAGCUUCCAUUCAAAGUAUCCAUUACAUACCAGACAAGAGCAGAUGGUUUUUGUUAAAAUGAUUGGUUACAAUUAUAAAUAUUUUAUAACACGUGACAUGGCUUUAUUUACAAAUUGUAUGCAUUAAAGACGAUGUAUCUGUGUAUAAGUCUGAAUUAACUGUCUGUUCUGUUCUGUUUUUGUUAUCACUGCAUUUCGGAUAAUUUAAGAUUGUGCGUAUCAAUAUAGAUCGCACGUCUUGCUAUAAAUGAUACGGCAUAUGAAACACGACCGUAUUUAUUUAUACAGAUACACAUUUUAUGAUUUAUAAUGUCGUUGUUAUAAUAUAAUUGAAACAACAAACAGGCACUAUACCAUAAAUAUAAUAUAAAGCGUCCAAAAGAUCAAGUAUACUCAUUAUUGUAUUGUCUUGAUUGUAAGAAUUUCACCUUCACAUGUCAGUUAUACUAGAUGUAUGCUUACUAGCGAGUAAAAUACAAAUGAGUCGUGUUCUGAGAAAACUGUGCAUAAUGCAUGUACGUAAAGUGUCGUCCCAGAUUAGCCUGUGCAAUCCGCACAGGCUAAUCAGGGACGACACUUUUCGCUUUUAUGACAUUUUUCGUUUGAAUGAAGUCUCUUCUUAGCAAAAUCCAAUUUAAGCGGAAAGUGUCGUCUCUGAUUAGCCUGUGAGGACUGCACAGGCUAAUCUGGGACGACACUUUACGCACAUGCAAUAUGCCAAGUUUUCUCAGAACGCGACUCAAAUAUUUCCGUUAUAUGUCACACUUAUUAAUGUCCUAUUCUUCAGAUAAUAGACUGCUGGUAAAAUUCCCAGGCGGGUGUUAUGUAUAAACCUAUAUACAUUAUGCACCUAGAAAACGUUGUAAGUUUCAUGAAAAACAUAUUAUUUAUUUUUGUGUUGUGAUAAUUUGAGUAUUUUAGUCUUGAGGUCCAUGUUUCUUCUUUAUUAAAUUGUAAAUUCUUAAAUGUUUGUAGUUGUAUAUAUAUUUGUAUUGUUAUUAAUGAAUGGUAAGUUAUAUUUAAAGCUUAAGCGUUUUCAUGGUAUAUGUAUAUUACAUAGAUAUCUGUAUUAUCUAUGUUGCAGAUAUAUCAUUUCAUUCUUAUACAAAUUGAUCUUUUAGUUUUUGUGUUACAAUGUAUUCAACGUCGUGUGUGAAUGGAUUUGUAUUAAGUAUAUAGCCAAAGCCAAGUUUCAAAGCUUGGCACCAUAUAAUAUUUUUCUUACAAUUUAAAUUGGUUAAAAUAUUCUUCUGUUGCAUUAACGCUUGGUAUAAUAAUGAUUUUUUGUUAUUGACAAUUUUCAUGUAAUAACUCAUUAUUAUCACAGUUGUCAAAAAUGUCCAAAAUCUCAGAAUAUACAUGUAGUAGGAAUGGCGUUAUUACUCAAUCGAAUAGAACUAGUUUGGUUUUGACAGCUCAUUUGACAAGGCUUAAAAGAGAUGCACUGUGGUGAAAUGCUCUAAACGCUUGGUGAUUUAAUAUCUUUAAAGUAUGAGAUAUAUUUCCAGUAUAAUGGAAAUUUAUACGUAGGUGCAAAAGCUAUUGAAAAUGGUAUUACAAUCGUUAUUUAUUGAACGCGAAUAGUUGAAAGUGCUUUAACGUUUUUCAAAUAUGCAUGAUUUUUUUUUAAUUUUUAGCUCUGCUGUUUUCGGAGAAAACCCGAGGUAUUGUCAUAGCCAGCUCGUCGUGUCGUCAGCCGUCCGCGACGUGCUUAAACCUUAACAUUUGGUUAACCUUUUGAACAGUGGUUCUUAAAUGAAAAUGCUUCCACCUUCAACAUUCAAACUUCAUAUGAAGCUGCACCUUGAUGACCUAUAAAAAAACAUUAAAAAAAAAACUCUUACAACCUUUCAUCUAUUCAAAACUGCACCAGCAGCCGAGCGUUGGAACCCGUUCUGCGGUGCUCUUGUUACUUUUAUUUUAAGAACCUAUUUAGAAGAGUAAAGGUGAAAUAUCGUCAAGUUUGUUCGGAAGGUCUACCGGGACAGUAGUAAAUAAAACAAAAUCAUCAGCAAAUAACAACAUAAGAACCGAAACAAAAUGCAAAUCGUCAUUUGUAAAAUGUUGAACAUGAAUACAAUGUUUUAAAAGCAUUUAUAUACAAUAUAAAAUAUAACCGACGACAUGGAUCUCCCUUGUUUGACGAUAAGAGAGACAUGGAAGAAGUCGGAAUGUUACAUAUCCUUAGUGUUAUGUCUAUACAAGAUUUGACUGUUUCAUAAAAAUAUAUGACUUUUCAUAAUUAAUGACAUCGCAAUACAGCUUACGAAAACAUUUUGUAUAAUGCUGUGUAGAAUAAAAAUACCAUCGGU